CUACGGCGCCAUAGAGAUGGGAGGGAGAGAAGGGCAUAUAGGCCGCGCUAGGCGUUGGAAGGGGGGGAAAGAGAAGUGACAUCCGGGUCACUCACUACUCAGUGUGUGGGGUUUGUUUGUUUCUGUCCUCUUUCUGCCCCUCCCUUUCUGGGCCGCAAGCGGAAGGGACCGGAUGGAGGUGCCUCACGGAUAGGCCCUCCCUCUGUCCGUCUGCCAGUCACUCCCUCCUUCCUUUCCUCAAGAGAAGAGCGGCAGAAGGCUCCACACUGACAAUGGCAUCCAAAGAUGACAACAAGAAAGUGACUCCUGUACUCCGAGUAAGUCAGCUUGAUGCUCUUGAAUUAAAUAAAGCCCUGGAGGAGUUGGUGUGGUCCCAGUUUACUCGCUGUUUUCAUGGAUUUAAACCUGGACUCUUGGCUCGAGUUGAACCUGAGGUGAAAGCUUUUCUGUGGCUUUUUUUGUGGAGAUUUACCAUCUACUCCAAAAGUGCAACAGUGGGACAAAGUAUUCUGAACAUUCAGUACAAGAAUGACUUAUCCCAAAUGGAGAAAUAUCAGACAUUGAGCAAACAACAGAAAUGGUGGUAUCUUAUUUGCACUGUUGGCGGGAAAUGGCUAGAAGAAAGGUGUUAUGAUUUAUUUAGCUAUCGACCAUUGGAAUCAUUCCAGAAGACAAAGUACAUCAUUAAUUUAGUAGUUGGGCUUCUCAAACUUGGUGAAUUGCUGAACUUCCUGAUUUUUCUUCAGAAAGGAAAGUUUGCGACACUUACCGAACGUAUUUUGGGAAUCCGGUCUGUGUUCUGUAAGCCACAGGGGAUUCGACAAAUUGGAUUUGAUUACAUGAACAGAGAACUUUUGUGGCAUGGAUUUGCUGAAUUUCUUAUUUUUCUUUUACCACUUAUUAAUAUGCAAAAACUCAGACUCAGAGUUUCUUCGUGGUCUUUACCUGUUGCUGGGCACACUAAGCAUGAAAAUAGUUCAGUGGUAUGCUACAAGGAAUGUUCUCAAUGUGGCGAAUGGCCUACAAUGCCUCACACCAUAGGUUGUUCACAUGUUUUCUGUUACUAUUGUGUCAAAAGUAACUACUUACAUGAUACGUACUUUACCUGUCCUAAAUGUGGCAUAGAGAUGCAAGAUCUACAGCCAUUAAAAUAUAAAAUUGAAAUGAAAGAAGUAAAUACACAAUAGAAUUUUUCCUCAAGUUCAUUAUUUAGUAUAAAAUGUAAAAUCUGUUUCUUUAUAGUGAUGUUUAAAUUCAGCGUUGACUAAUAAUUAUGACCUUUUUCUUUAUAUCAGUAGAUGCUCUGUUAUACAUUCAUGAUAAAAUGAUUCAGAAACUGUAAAGAGACUGUAAUUUUUGAAAUAUAAGAAAAUUUGUAGUAAAUUAAAAAUGAAACCAUAAUGAUUUUGAAAUGAUUUUCUUACACUGUCAUAACAAUAGCCAUUAAAAGACCGACCAUUUUAAGGUGGA
Molecule: messenger RNA, 1470 nt
Organism: Anolis carolinensis (green anole)
Lineage: Eukaryota; Metazoa; Chordata; Lepidosauria; Squamata; Anolidae
Gene: pex2
Product: peroxisomal biogenesis factor 2
Exons: 2
Coding region: 273-1187 (304 amino acids)
Biological process (GO): protein import into peroxisome matrix; fatty acid beta-oxidation; very long-chain fatty acid metabolic process
Cellular component (GO): Cdc73/Paf1 complex; peroxisomal membrane
Molecular function (GO): zinc ion binding
Source: RefSeq, a predicted model, not a curated record